Messenger RNA from Lineus longissimus, 2814 nucleotides. RefSeq names its product male-specific lethal 1 homolog. Gene Ontology annotation, molecular function: chromatin binding. Gene Ontology annotation, cellular component: MSL complex. The transcript has 5 exons. The coding region runs from base 75 to 1514 and encodes 479 amino acids. Lineage: Eukaryota; Metazoa; Nemertea; Pilidiophora; Heteronemertea; Lineidae. The record is from RefSeq and is a predicted model, not a curated record.
UCGAAAUUUUGUUAUGGAUUACCAACCGCGAAUUUCUUGUGUUUAGAGACCAAUAACUACCCUGUUGGUGUCUUAUGAGGGGAUUUAACAUGAAAUCUGAAUUGACUAUAUGCCAAAGAACCAAACCAGACAGUCGACAAGCUGUACAGAUGAGGAGAAUAUCGAAAUCUUCGCCUGGUUUUGAGAUCGAAAAAACUGAUCUGGCGCCGUCGUUGAAAACCGACGACGGUGGGGGCGCUUUGUCGGUUUCGUCGCAGGAAAAUGUAGAUAAAACCAUCAUGUCUGGGUCGAUUAGCGAGAAAAUUGAGAAUAUGACAGUUCAGAAUGCGGAUGACAAUAUCCAAAAAAUUCUAAAGCAGACGAGUGCUGGGAAUCAAGAAUCCGCGCACUUGAAAGAGAUGCUGAUUCUUCAUCUUGGAAUGAUCCAACAUCAACAACAACUUCUGCUCGCGAAAGAUCGUCUCAUCAGAACUUUGGCUGCGGAAAAAGACGCGUUAAAAUGUCGUUUGGAGCGCAUGGAACGGCGUAUGUCGUUGCUGAAACAGAAGGGCGACGGAGUAGAUGCACCACUUCCAUCAGACAUUCCCGGUGUUACAUCAGAGAGGACGCUUCAUCUUCCAGUGCAAGCUAUGAGGACACCAGAAAAAAGUAUUAGAAGGAGACAUGGUGAGCAGCGAACGCCAAACAGACGAAACUUGAACACUCCCAAUAAGGACCAAGGAACGCCAGGGAAAAACCGCAACAAAGCCCGUGUAAAUAACUUACUCAGUAAUAGAGUAAAAAAGCGCACAGAAACAGCAGAGAAGGGGUUGGCAUCGCCAUCAGGCAUUGAAUUACGAAGCAAACAACCAGAGGCAUCACCUGUUAAAAUAGACAAAUAUGACCCCAAUGUAAACUUACCUGCACCAAGCAGAGUAGAAUUCCGUUUGAAACCAGUGAAACGAAAGUUAGAAGAAGUCGGGGAGAUCGUGAAAACGGACAAAACAUUUUAUGUACCAUGUGUAGAUUAUAAAGCGCUUGAAGUCGUUGCAAAAGUCCCUGAGAGUCCAAAUCGAAAAAAACGUGCAAGAGUCGAAGUCCCAAAAUGGCGGUUUCACCCGGUGUCAAAUUGUUACGCUCUUGAAGGCACCGAGAAUAUGGAAGAUGAGAUUUAUCUAAAACGCCACCAGAAGUCGGAAAAUGACGAAAAGCGGCGUAAACGUUGGGAUAUUCAGCGGAUGCGGGAACAGCGCAUGUACGAGAAGUUGAAGUCUGGCCGAUAUGGUGCAUCCAGCCCGCCAAAGAGUAAGAAGAAUGAGAUGGUGACGACGUUCUGUCCAAUACUUGAUGAAGCCAAAUUUCUUGAAAUAACUGGUGACAUUCCUGUAAAUGUGUUCGGGUAUCCACUGCCAUAUAAGAAGAAAAAUGAAUUCAGUCUUCCAUGGUUCGACAUCGCCAAGCGAGAGAAGGAGGAGGACCGUAAGGAAAAGGAGGAAAAGCAGAAACAGCAGCAGAGUCGCUUCCGCAAAAGAUAGUUGUCCGCUCUUCUUGGAUGGUGCUCUGACCUCGUCCCACCUCAUGAAAUUGCAUUUAUUGACUUGUUGUUCAGAGACUGCGCUUUACUUUUUGUGACUGUGAGGUCUGGUUUUAUAUUUCAAUGUAGUGCAAAUUAUGAUUGCAGGAACUGGAGAAGCCCAUUGCCCAAUUGCUUAAGAUGAAAAGAUGUUGAUCAUCAGGUUAUUGUCGCCAGUUUGACAUCUUGACAAACGAGGCUCAGUGAACGCCAAAUGUCAAAUAAAAUGGGGAUUUAAAAAUUGCGAUAAGAUGCAUUUUGAGGGAACCUCUGUUUAUGAAAUGAGGAGCAAAUUUGUGUAGAAUGCCCGCUUUGGGAAACUAAACUUGAGUCUUGAUUGUUGAAGCAGGAUUUGUAUUUUGAAAAACUUUCUUGAUGUGGUCUUCCUUGCUGAUUCUGUAUAUGUAUGCUGAUAAAAUAUUUUAUUUCCAAAUUUUAAUUGAUAUCAUGUAAAUGGAUGAGCUUAUGUGCUGAGUAGGAUGAUUGGGCUUUAAGCCAUUUUGGAGCACUUUUGCUGUUGUAUGCUAAUGAAUAUUGAAGUCAGGGAUGGGCAAUUGAGGGAAGUGGACCUGGCCUUUUCUGGAGUCUUUCCAGUUGGGCAUCUCUGUGGCCUCUGAAUGGAUGUUAUGAGGUGAGAAAUUAUGUGUAUUACGCUAUGGUCUGGAUGGAUUUUGAUGUUCUAGCUUUUAACUUGUGCUUUGGGCUGUCAAAUAAGUGAUGUGUACAAUAGGUGAUACUUAGACCGGUGUUAGACCCAGUAUGCAAAAUAUGGCCAAAAUACCUCAUGAUAAGUCGACAGCUAUUUUCCUCUAUUUGUUAGUCACCCUGGUGUAUCAAUUCCCCAGCUUGCCUAGAAUCGGGCUGGCCUUCCAACUGGCCAACUGGCCAGACCUUGGAAAUGAGAAAGUGUUUCGGUAGUUCAAUAACCCAGGCACAAAUAUUGUUCAUGAUGGUUCUCGUGUGUAUCUAUUAGACCAGCAGCAUUCACGGCUGGUUAGACUUAACCAUAACCAAUAACUUUUCAUCAGCGUGCAACAACCCCCCUACUGUAAGAAUCUAAAAUAUUUAUGGAUAAGGAAUCAUUGGUGAAACCCUGUUGAUUUGGCUGGUGGUCUGGCACUCGCCUGUCUUGUAAAUAGUUCAUGUGUACAUGUAAUUGAUGAUGAAAUAAUGUUUGUAUAGAUUUUGUGAUUUAUUAUGAAAAUAGGCAACUUAGUUUGUACCAAGUUAACUUUUUUGGCGAAAAAAGUAAUAAUUGUUUA